This is a messenger RNA of Gracilinanus agilis (Agile Gracile Mouse Opossum), 1482 nucleotides long. RefSeq names its product interferon-inducible protein AIM2-like. Gene Ontology annotation, molecular function: double-stranded DNA binding. The record is from RefSeq and is a predicted model, not a curated record. The transcript has 7 exons. Gene Ontology annotation, biological process: activation of innate immune response; cellular response to interferon-beta. The coding region runs from base 1 to 1209 and encodes 402 amino acids. NCBI's taxonomy places the organism in Eukaryota, Metazoa, Chordata, Mammalia, Didelphimorphia, Didelphidae.
AUGCAGUUCAAGAUGACCAAAAGGCAGAUGGUGAUGAAUCUGGGGAGAAAGACUGUGAUUGGACUAGAAACAACUGAAAAGAUGAAGAGUGAAUUUGGGGAAAUUUUGCUAAAAGGAUUAGAUGAACUGGAUGAUGAUGAAUUUAAAAAAUUUAAAUUCUAUCUAAGGAAUGAUGGUUUGAUAAAGAGAGUUGAAAAACUUGAUAGAACUGGCCUAGCUACAUGUAUGAUAAAAGAGAUUUCUUAUCCCUCUUUUAUUGAAACAUUCAUUAAAAUAUUAAAUAAGAUGAACCUUAAGGAGGCUGUUAACAACUGUCAAAAACAAAAAAAAGAAGUUCUGGAGAAAUGGAAAAAGAAAAAUGAGAAGAAGCCAACAACAAGGAACAAUCAGACCCAAAGGAGAUCAGCUUCUAAUGACAAAAACAGUGUUAAUCCUAAACUGACCAAGAAAGAUAAUAUGAAACUCACUGAUGAGUCAAAGAAAAAUUUUGGUGCAAAGAAAAGAAAAGCAACAACUGAGGAGAAUCCAGAAAGCAAAAAGAGGAAGCUAUCGAAGGAAACCCACCAGAAAACAGAACCUGAAACUGGAAGAGAAGAUGGGCCCCAGACAACACCUAUUGUCGUGAAGGUGCUCAAAGUGAACCAGAUAUUUGAGUAUGAAACCAAAGAAGGAACAAAAAAGAUGUUUCAUGCUACUGUGGCAAAUGAACAUGAAUUUAUCCGAGUGAAGGUUCUCAACAUCAAUGUCAAGGAACACUUCAACAAAAAUAAUGUCAUUGAGAUAUCAAAAGGUUUUUGGAACAGUAGUUUCCUAGAAGUCAACAGAUACUCCAUAGUGCUAGAUGUGGGUGCUAACAGAGAGAUCGAAGUCCCCCAAAACAUCAUCAGAAAAGCAUUUCAGACCCCAAAGAUCCAAAGCCUUUUAAAGCUUAAAGAUAAAAAAGAGAGAAUCUAUGUGGACGGUGUCUACGAGAUCAAUAAGAAAACCGAGACAGACAAAUGUACAUUAUUUGAAGUGAAGGACGAUACAGGAAAAAUUAAAGUGGUGGCAUUUGGCAAAUGGGCCAAAAUAAAGUGUGAUGAAAGAGACAAGCUUCGACUCACCGGCUUUGAGCUGUCUGUUUGGAAUGUGCAAGAUGAAAUACAGCUGAAAUCUGUAACUCACAGUUAUUUAAAGGUCAUCAAGACCAAGAAAAGACAGAACAAGUGAGAUCAACUUGGCAAUCCUAGUACUGACCUGUCCUGGUAACUCCUUUAUGAUGUUAUCAGAUGCAACUGCUGCAAACUAGAGAGUACAUUUAUUAAUAACCGAAGUAUGAAGCGUGGGGCAAGGCCCUGGGUUUAAUCCUACAUCCAACUACUUUAUUAGUACAUGACGUUGGGCAAAUUAUAUUUGUCAGAGAAUGUCACAGUUUUUUUUUUAAUUUUUGUGUCAAUAGACAAACAUUAUCUUCUCUCCCUCUCAUCUCCCCCCCCCCACACC